Molecule: messenger RNA, 1857 nt
Organism: Diutina rugosa
Lineage: Eukaryota; Fungi; Ascomycota; Pichiomycetes; Serinales; Debaryomycetaceae
Gene: TBF1
Product: Tbf1p
Exons: 1
Coding region: 1-1857 (618 amino acids)
Biological process (GO): telomere maintenance via telomere lengthening
Molecular function (GO): protein homodimerization activity; double-stranded telomeric DNA binding
Source: RefSeq, a predicted model, not a curated record
AUGGACCUCCACCGACGUGCCGAAGAGGACUUGGAAAACUAUCUUGCCGAGCAGCAGCGUGAUGAGUUGGCACAACAGAAAGAACAGGACGAGGCGCUUCUGAAACGCCCUCGGCUCGACGACGAGCUCCGCUUCAUGGCCCAUCAUCUUGAGCGGCUGACGGAGCUGGCCACCGCCAAGGAAGCCGAUAAAGAGGUUGGUGUGGUUGACCCUGCCAUCCUGGGAGUUCAGUUGGACGCCAACACUGCUCAAGCUGGCACGGUGGCGUCAGUUGUUGCGCCUUCCGCUGAUGCGCUGGUUGCGGCGCCAACGCAAUGGCACGGCAUUGAAGUACCAGCUAACCUGGAGUUAUUCAAUACAAACGAAGCCGUUGCUGCGUAUAAGGAGCUCAGUUCGCAACUACCACCCCUUGCAGCUUUAUCACAGGCUCAUUUGGCUGCCCUUCCUCUUCCAAUCGUCGCUGCUGACUACUUGCCACCUCGGAUUCAAUUACUUAUCAACACCUUACCCACUCUUGAUAAUUUGGCCACCCAGUUACUUCGAAUUGUUGCUGUGGGGCCUUACCAGAAAAUCAUCGAUCUCGCUCUGAGUCCUGAUACUCCAGGUGGGGCUACUUUUCGAGACUUGGCACUGUUAUUUGAGUUCACCAAACGAUUAUACCUGGAAGACGAUCCGUUCUUGACUGUGGAACAUUUAGCUCCUGGGAUGUGGAAGGAAGGGGAGAAAACUCCUCUGAUGUUUCGUAAUCGAGAACAACUGAUCGAGCUGACGUUGCGUAAAGUAAACCUAGCCACAUUCCUUAUGGCCACUUUGGGUACGUUGGAAGUGGGUUUCUUCUACUUGAACGAACUGUUCCUCGAUGUGUUUUGUCCCAACAACAAUUUGGACCCGUCCAAUGCGCUCAGUAAUAUGGGCAACCUGCUGACAUUGCAGCUGGGGGUUAACACCGCAAUCGGUGAUAGAGUCGGUAAAUUGCUUAAGCCGACGGCAAAUUUAUACUUGGAUCUCAAAACCCAAGCAUACAUUUCGGCAAUUGAAGCUGGCGAACGACUGCUGGAAGAAAUUCUCAAGGAUAUCUUACCUGACGACAUGAAAGAAAUUUUGAUCGGACGUCGGGGUGUCAAAAACUUGAAUCCUACUGAAAUCGAUUUUAUUGAAAGGUGUUCGCAACGGAAGCAGGUUCUUUUGGGCUGGCCUGAAGGCGAGGAUUUGAGUCAUGAGUAUGAGUGGUUUACGUUCUUGCGUGACUUGUUUGAUUACGUACUGAAGAACAUGGGGUUCAUCAUCUGGGGUAAGCGCGGGCGCCAACUGAGAGGAUACCUGUAUACUCCCACUGUGCUGCUGGAUUCAAACGCAGUGCACGUGGCGAUGCCAGCUCAUUUGCAACAAGCACCGUAUACGGCUCUGCCUGGACCGCAGGCUCCUGACCGUGACAUUGAUCGAGUGGAACUCAACAAGAUUACACAUGAAUUGCUUCCUCUGGAAAUUCAAGAACAACAAAUCCAUUUACGACUCAAUCUGCUGGGACCAAUCCGCAAUAGUCAAAGACGACCAUGGACCAGAGAGGAAGAAAAAGCAUUACGACAUGCUCUUGAACUCAAGGGUCCGGCGUGGGCAACGAUUCUCGAGUUGUUUGGCGCUGGUGGUAAGAUUUCGGAGGCACUCAAAAAUAGAACUCAAGUGCAAUUGAAAGAUAAGGCCCGUAAUUGGAAGAUCUUUUUCCUCAGGCUGGGACUUCCUGUUCCUGGUUAUCUUCAAAAUGUGACGGGUGAGUGGGACCGCGACGCAGCAAGAUCCAAACCUGCUCGCCGGAAGCAACUGAAAAAGACUGCUGCCGCUCCCGUUCCAAAGCCAUGA